AUGUUUUUAAAGUAUAAUGUUGACUUUAUCCUAGUUUUGGUCGAUUUUUCGGAUUUGGAUUCUAAUCUAAAUUUGACACAUUGUUAAAAUAAGAUAAUUUAACAUUAGAAACCAUUUUGAAUGAAGAAGACAUUUUGUCUGAAUUAAAAAAUUCAAGUUCAGGUAAAUUUGCUGAUUUGUAAGAUAAAAUUUUAAACUAUUCUCUAGCAUAAUUCAGCAUCCAUAGGAAUACUUUAAAAUGAUUCAUUACAUUAUUAAUAAUGUAACUGAUUAACAGUAUGAUAAAAAUUUAUGCAUAAAGUAAUAAUAUAACAAUAUACAUUUCUAGAUAUCCAUUUUUGAUAAGUGAAAUAUUAGGUUCUGAAAAUGAGAAAUUAAUUAAUUUCUUAUUUGAAAAACAAGGAGAUACAUCCUAAGAAGAAGUUUAAAAUCCACUUGAAGAUCAACGAACUGAAAGUUAACCUUAAGAAUUCUAACAUGAUAAUGAAAAUUUAAGAUAGAAUCUACUACCAGAUCUAUUAUCUCUAUUAGAAAAUGAUUCCAUCCUAAUAACAUCAGCUGGGUAUUUUACCAAAAUAAUAUCAGCCAUUAUUCAUAAAAGAGGAUAUGAUGUAAUUCUAUUAAUAAAUUAAGUUUUGGGACUAUUUAAAAAAUAACCCUGAUAUAAUUACUAAUCUAUUUAAACAUGCAAGUAUAAGACAUAUUACUGAAAUAUUUGAAAAAUUGAUCAUUUUAGAUACAUGUUAAGAAGAACAUGAUGAUAGAUUAUAUAUAGAAGAGAGACAAAAUUUAAUCAUUAGAAUACUCAAAUAUUUAAGAGGUUAAUCAUAUUCAAAUACAAUCAUAACAAAUAUAUGUGAAUCACUUAUAGAAGUAUACAAAAGAGUAAUGAUGUCUCUUGAGUCUAUGGUAGUUUUGAGAGAACUCUUAUUAAAUAUUGAAAAACCCAUAUUCUUUAUGAAUUUAGCAAUACAAACUUAAAAUAGUUCUUUAUUUAAUUUACUCAAUGUUCAAUAUGAGUUUUAUAACAAAAUGUCAUAGCUUGAAGAUAAACAUUACGAAAUAGAUUUCUCUAUUCUUUAUAAACCAAUUUUAGAUGAAUCAGUAAAAGCUUUAACUUAAUAGGAUAUAUUUAGAUCAUCUUUUUAAACUACAUAUGGAGAUAUAAUUAAACCAUUAGGUGAUUCAAAAUUGUCAUUAAUUUAAUUAAUUAUAUAAUUAAUACAAAAAUAAUAAUUAGCUCCUAUUAUUGAAAAAGGAUAAAUAUUUUAAUAAAUUAUUAAUUUAGUUAUUGAAUAUCAAACAAACAAUUAAUUACAUAUUUUAUUUGAAAAAUUAAUAGUUGCUAUUUUAGAUUCUAAAAAUGAUCAUUUACAUGAACUCUUUUUUGAGGAUACCAAUUUUUUGAAUUUCCUCAUCAAAAAUAAUGGUUUUGAAGAAAGAAAGAAAAAACAUUGUUAUUAAGGUAUCUUAACUAAAAUAACAAAUUAUAUUAAUUCUCCAAAUGUCCUUUAAUAAUAUUAAAUUGUAUAAAUUGCAAUUUCCAGCAUACAAAAUGAAUGGUUAAAAUAUCUUGAUGAGUUAAAAGUAGUUAAUGAAGUUGAAUAAUCAUGGUUAUUUGGAGUAAAUCCAAGAUUCAGAGAAUAAAUAAAUGUAGAUUCUUAUAGUCCUCCUAUUUAAUUCCCUGAAUCUCUAGGUUCUGGCUACUAUCAAUCCACCAAUUCUUCUAAUUCAUAAACAAAUGAAAAUCAAAAAGAAUCUGAAGAAGAUACUUCUGAUAAUAAUUAAAAAGAAAUAAUUGAUCAACAAGCAGAUGAAUUUGACUCAGAAGAAGCUUAAAUAGAAAAAUAAUAACCACCAGUAGAAGUUGUUCAAGUGGAAGAAGAAAAUAUUGAAUCAUAAGAAGAGUAAUAGCCUUAAAAGCAUGAAUAAUAAAUAUUUGAUUCUCCAGUCUAUGUUCAAAGUGUUUAGAAUGAAGAAUAAGUAAAUGAGAAUCUUAAAUAAACAAAGGAGUUUUAAGAAGAUCCCAAAAAAUUAGAAUAAGAUGAGUAAAAAUUAGUCUAACAAGAAGUCUAAUAAGAAGAAUAAUUAAAUGAAUAAAUAGCUGAAGGGAAAUAAGAAUAAUAGAAUAUAAUUUAAGAAGAAUAACCAAAAUAAGAGGAAUAAUAGAAAUAAGAAGAAUAAUAAAAAUAAGAAGAAGUAUAAUAGAAUAUACUUAAAGAGGAACCAAAACAAGUAGAGUAAUAAUAACCUCAAAUUGAAUAAUAACCAUAAACUGAAGAUCAUGCAAAUUCAGAAUAAAUAGAGCAAAAUAAAUAACCCUAAGAUGAGGUUUGA
This is a messenger RNA of Paramecium pentaurelia, 2337 nucleotides long. The record is from the annotation of a GenBank genome assembly. Lineage: Eukaryota; Ciliophora; Oligohymenophorea; Peniculida; Parameciidae.